Ogataea angusta is the source of this 813-nucleotide messenger RNA. RefSeq lists its product as uncharacterized. The record is from RefSeq and is a predicted model, not a curated record. Lineage: Eukaryota; Fungi; Ascomycota; Pichiomycetes; Pichiales; Pichiaceae. Bases 1 to 813 code for a protein of 270 amino acids. The transcript is spliced from 2 exons.
AUGUUCGAGCGGAGCUCUAGUUAUACAGGUGUGAUCUACAACGACUCCUCGUCGAUGGCCUUUUGGGUUCUCUUGAUCUUGAAGAAGCGGAUGCCGCCCUCCGCCGGCGGGGCCGGCCUGGCUCAUCUCCAGCUGGCGCUGCUCGCGGUGGAUCUUGUACGCUCUGUGCAUGCCACUGCAGCAGGUGAGGAAAAACACAAUCAGCAGACACACCAGGGCUGCCCAGGCCAUGCCGAGCAUGGACGGGCCGACCUUGGAGGUCAUGCCGGCGUCGGAGAACUUGUUUCUCACCAUCACGGAGACGGCAGUCUGGCACGAGACACCGGCAGCACAGAAAAGGACGCUCAGGGACACAAAGAAAAUGACCACCUGUUUCAUGGUCCACCAGCAGAGCUGGAACAGCGAGCAGAUGAAGCUGACGCCGGCAAACACCAGCGCAAUCAGAAUGAAUGGGAACGAGAAUCUCGAGAGGUAGUAGUAGGUAUCUCUAUUGGUGACAAAGUCCUGGGGCAACAAGGUGGAGUUUCCAAAGUUGUCGUACGGAGAAAUAGGCUGGUCAGGACCCAGGUUUGUGCAGUUUCCGUUGGAGUGGGAGUCGUAGGUCUCUGGGUUGCAGAUUCCCCAAAAGGUCCAUCUGGAAAUGUCUCCGUUGGCAUUCAGGUUGGAGGUUCUGGCCUGGACCCAGUAGAACUGGUUGAAAGGGAAGGACGAGACCGAGCCGGAGAAGACAAUGAACAGCAGGAGCAGGGUAGCACCGGCCAGCAACAGCAAAGUGAGCAGUCUGUUAAGAGAAGUGAGCAACAUGGGAAUUGA